Molecule: messenger RNA, 5549 nt
Organism: Nannospalax galili (Upper Galilee mountains blind mole rat)
Lineage: Eukaryota; Metazoa; Chordata; Mammalia; Rodentia; Spalacidae
Gene: Arhgef10
Product: Rho guanine nucleotide exchange factor 10
Biological process (GO): mitotic spindle assembly; positive regulation of stress fiber assembly; actin cytoskeleton organization
Cellular component (GO): centrosome
Molecular function (GO): guanyl-nucleotide exchange factor activity; protein binding
Source: RefSeq, a predicted model, not a curated record
CGCCCCCACAGCGCCACCCUUCCAGGACUAGCGAGGGGCAGAGGCUAGGCGCUCUCCGGAAUCGCUUCCUGCUCUAGGGAGCUGUGCAAGUCUGGAACUCAGGUCCGGAAAACAAGCGCUUCCUGGCGAUAGGCAAGCUGCGAAACUGCCGGCAGCAGUGAGGUCACGGUCUGCGUGUCCAGCGCCUCCACUUGGUCCGCCCAGGGGCAGCUGACGCCGAGGAGCCGAGACCGCCAGGGAGGGGAGGACUGAGCAGUGAGGGUUGUCUGUAGGAAGGCCUGACUGGUGUCUCCUGGAAAGGUGUCACCCGCCAGCUGGAUGACCGUGUUUCUACCUGCAGGGACUCCUGUCCCCUGAUGCUGGCCAAGUGUGGAAAGAAGGGGCAAGGCUGAGCAUGGACCAGCGGGAGGCUUGGCUUCCUGUACCUACAGAAAAUGAAGUGAAAUAUGACACCAGUAACAAUGAAGAGGAGGAGGAGGGAGAGAGAUUUGACUUUGACAGUGGAGAUGAAGUUCCAGAAGCAGAUCGGCAAGCCCCGCCUCCCCACAUGACAAGAGGAGCCGAAGCAGGAAAUGGAACUGGAGCAGAAACCACCCCAGUGUCAGAACCUGCCAAACUCAUGGUCCCAACAAAAGUGAACCCGUAUUCAGUCAUCGACAUCACACCAUUCCAGGAGGAGCAGCCACCAUCCCCAGAUGCAAAUACAGAGGAAGAAGGUGUGGGCCUGCGUGUGCCCAGUGGGUACUCAGUACCUGUGCCCUGUGGCUAUGCUGUGCCGUCCAACCUGCCACUGCUGCUGCCUGCCUACUCUAGCCCUGUCAUCAUCCGGACAGAGUCUGUAGAGGAUGAAGAAGCAGGAGACGUUGCAGAAGAUGGCCAGCGUCGUUCCCUGAGUUCUGAGGACCCUCCACACAGUGAUGAUCAAGGUGGCCAAGAAGGCAAUGCCCUGGCCCGAUGGGUGGCAGAUCCCGCCAACACAGCAUGGAUGGAAAAUCCAGAGGAAGCAAUUUAUGAUGAUGUCCCAAGGGAAACCUCGGACUCUGAACCAGAUGAAAUGAUUUAUGAUGAUGUGGAAAAUGGAGAUGAAGGUGGAAACAGCUCAUUGGAGUAUGGAUGGAGUUCUAGUGAAUUUGAAAGCUAUGAAGAGCAAAGUGACUCAGAGUGCAAGAAUGGAAUUCCCAGGUCCUUCCUGCGUGGCAGCCACAAAAAGCAACUCUCUCAUGACCUAACCCGCUUUAAGGCGCACUGUGAGGAAAAGAUGAGAGGCUUGGUGGCCAGCACGGUGGGAGCCGUGGAGGUGCAGCAAGCAAGGCACAGGCAGGAGCGGAAGAUGCAAAAGCUCAUGAAGGCAGCCAAGGAGGGUACCAAAGAUGGACUUGAAAAGACCAAAGCUGCUGUGAAGAGAGGCCGCUCCUUCAUCAGGACCAAGUCUUUUAUCUCUCAAGGUUGUAAGAAGAUAUGUUCUGGGUUCCAUUGUUGAAAGUGAAAAGAACUAUGUGGCUGCUCUUAAAAGGAUCCUGGAGCAAUAUGAGAAGCCACUGUCAGAGAUGGAGCCUCGGCUUCUGAGUGAGAGGAAACUCAGGAUGGUGUUCUAUCGCGUCAAAGAGAUCCUGCAGUGCCACUCCAUGUUCCAGAUUGCACUGGCCAGCCGAGUGUCUGAGUGGGAUGCCGUGGAAACGAUCGGUGAUGUCUUUGUGGCCUCGUUUUCCAAGUCCAUGGUGCUGGACGCCUACAGUGAGUAUGUAAAUAACUUCAGCACAGCUGUGGCAGUGCUCAAGAAAACGUGCGCCACAAAGCCCGCUUUCCUUGAGUUUUUAAAGCAAAGCCAGGAGUCCAGUUCAGACAGAGUCACACUCCACAGCCUGAUGAUGAGGCCCAUCCAGAGGUUCCCACAGUUCAUCCUCCUGCUGCAGGACAUGCUGAAGAAUACGGCCAAAGGACAUCCCGACAGGCUGCCCCUUCAGAUGGCACUGACAGAGCUCGAGACUUUAGCAGAGAAGCUGAAUGAAAGAAAAAGAGAUGCUGACCAGCGCUGCGAAGUCAAACAGAUUGCAAAGUCCAUAAAUGAAAGAUACCUGAACAAGCUCCUCAGCAGUGGAAAUCGGUACCUCAUCCGCUCCGACGAUGUCAUUGAAACAGUUUACAAUGACAGGGGAGAAAUUGUUAAGACCAAAGAACGCCGACUCUUCAUGUUGAACGAUGUGCUGAUGUGCGCUACGGCCAGUUCCCGGACUUCUCAUGAAAGCCAUGCUGUGAUGAGCCAGAGGUAUCUGCUUAAGUGGAGUGUCCCUCUAGGACAAGUGGACGUGAUCGAGUACAGCAGCAAUCCUGGCUCAGGGGAGCACAACAGGCACUCCGCCGCACACUCACCAGAAAGCCUGGCUGUGAUGGCUAAUGUGAAGCCACACAAAGUCUACAUGGGGCCAGGGCAACUGUAUCAGGAUCUACAGAAUCUACUGCAUGACCUGAAUGUAGCCGGACAGAUCUCACAGCUGGUCGGAACUCUCCGAGGGAGCUAUCAGAACUUAAACCAGUCAGUAGCUCAUGAUUGGACAUCAGGGUUACAAAGACUGAUUUUGAAAAAAGAAGAUGAAAUCAGAGCUGCUGACCGCUGCAGAAUUCAGUUACAGCUCCCAGGGAAGCAGGAUAAGUCCGGGAGGCCCACCUUCUUUACUGCCGUGUUCAAUACGUUUACCCCGUCCAUCAAGGAGUCCUGGGUCAGCAGCCUGCAGAUGGCCAAGCUGGCACUAGAGGAGGAGAACCACCUGGGCUGGUUCUGUGUGGACGAUGAUGGCAACCUAGCAAAGAAGGAGACGCACCCUCUUCUGGUGGGACACAUGCCCGUGAUGGUGGCCAGGCAGCCAGAGUUCAAGAUUGAAUGUGCAGCUUAUAACCCCGAGCCUUACCCGAGCAACGAUGGUCAACCAGAUUCACUUUCCACAGCACGAGGCUUCCUGUGGAUUGGAAGUUGUAGCAAUCAGAUGGGUCAAGUCGCCAUAGUCUCCUUUCAGAGUUCCAACCCCAAAGUCAUCGAGUGCUUUAACGUGGAGUCACGCAUCCUGUGUAUGGUAUAUAUUCCUGCAGAGGAGCUGCAGCCAGGAGAGCCCCGUGAAACCAUGGAUCCCCAGGCCACAGCCACAAGAGCUUCCCAUGUCCCCACGAUCUGCCUGGGCACCGAAGAGGGAAGUAUUUCCAUUUACAAAAGCAGCCAGGGCUGCAAGAAAGUGAGACUUCAGCACUUCUUCACUCCCGACAAGUCCACGGUCCUGAGCUUGGCUUGCUCACCCCAGGGCCUGUACGCUGGCCUGGUCAAUGGGUCAGUGGCCAGCUACACCAGGGCUCCAGAUGGAUCCUGGAACUCAGAACCUCAGCAGGUGAUCAAGUUGGGCGUCCUACCCGUCAGAAGCCUGCUGCUGGUGGAAGAUGCGCUGUGGGCAGCCUCAGGAGGGCAGGUGUUUAUGGCCAGUGUGGAGACCCACACUAUAGAGAGUCAGCUGGAGGUUCACCAAGAUGAAGGGAUGGUCAUCUCCCACAUGGCUGUGGCUGGCGUUGGUAUUUGGAUUGCCUUCACCUCAGGAUCCACCCUUCGCCUCUUCCACACGGAGACCCUGAAGCACCUACAGGACGUCAACAUUGCUGCCCCUGUGCACAGCAUGCUGCCAGGGCACCAGCGUCUGUCUGUCACAAGCCUGCUUGUCUGCCAUGGUUUGCUAAUGGUUGGCACCAGCCUGGGUGUUGUCGUGGCUCUGCCAGUCCCUCGCCUGCAAGGUAUCCCCAAAGUGACAGGGAGAGGCAUGGUCUCCUACCAUGCCCAUAACGGACCUGUCAAGUUCAUUGUCAUGGCCACAGCACUGCAGAAGAACGUCAAGAACAGAGCCAGGGACAGCCCGCCUUCUGGUCCCGAGCCCCAGGAUGAAGACCCCAAGGACACACUACCUGGCGAGGAGGGCAUUUCCUGCCUGGGCCAGAGUAACCCCAACACAGCCGUUUGGUUGGGAGACUCUCUGGGAUUGAUGACUCAGAAGAGUGACCAGUCUUCAUCCUCAGGGUCAUUGAGCCCGUCCCACGGCUCCAGCUCCCUAGACCACAGAUCUGUGGACAGCAGCCUGUGUGACCUCCUGAAGGACCCCAGCGCCUCCUCGGGGAACAAGGCACAGCGCUCUAGGAGAGCCAAGGCCAGCUCAGCACUGGUGGUAUGUGGGGGUCAGGGCCACCGGCGUGUGCACCGGAAGGCCAGGCAGCCAUCCCAGGAGGAUCUGGUGUCGUCGGUGAUGGUGUGGCAGAUUCCACUGAUGAGCACAUAGGCCAGAAAGCACUUUCUGGCAUGAGGGUGGUUAGGCCAGGGAGGCUCUCAGUUGGGUGCAGGCUGAGUGCCGAGGCUACGUCCAUACCACAGGGACCAACUGAAAACAGUGUGGGAAGAAAUGUGCAUUGGUCACGUGGCUGCCUGCCGUCCACCCCUGUUUUCCCACAGCACAACUGAGUCUAGACUCGCUAAGGAGGUAGAGUGGUUGUGGCUUUUGAGCCGUUGAGUCAAGUUCUUGGAUAGUGCCACAGUCUGCUGCCUCGUCUACCUGAAAUGCAAAGCACAGCGUGGCUUCCACUGAAGGCCACAUCAUUGUCUUAGAGAGCUGAUGGGAAAGGUAGCAUCCGGUAGUGUAGACGGUCAUUAACAACCCUUAAAACCGUCGUACUUGACUCAGAUUCACUGCUGUUAUUUAUAAUUCUAUAUUUUUUAAUUCCAGAAUAAGAUUUAUAACAUGUUAAAAAGCCAGGUAACACAUCCCAGUCCAGUUAGGGUGCUUUGUUUGCAAGUGAGCAGAGUUUUCCAAGGCUAACUGAUUGUGUGUACUGUACCCUUUAACAAAUAGUUUUUAUACGCAUUUUUCUAUCAAAUUAACAGCACUUUAGUCAAUUUAUUAUCUAUAGCAUUUUACAUAUAACCUUUGCUUUGAACCAAAAUGUUCUUUCAACAUCUGGAUUCUAGCAACAAUGCCAAGUUGUGCAAAAUAGUAUUAAUAUCUAUAUGGGACCUAUGCAGGUGCACCCAUGUAGGGAUUGUGCGGGAAGAGCCUUCUGUAAAAUUCUGUGCACCUGCUGACCAAGUGCCACCCAUGUUUGAGCACUCAUCCUGAGUGGCUGUGCUGAUCAGCCCUGUCUGCUGUUGGCAUGGAACUCUGCCCCCACUGCCUGCCAUGCUGGUGACUCCCCCCCCAAAAAAGAAUGCAUAGAGUCACACUCGGCACUCCCGAGCCAGAUCGCCAGAUCCCCAUGUCCAGAGGCGUGAAUCACCCGUGAACUCUGUCUGUUCCACCUGUAUCUCUACAAUAUUUUGCUAGGUGGAUGACAAGAAUUGAAAAGGAAAAGAAAAAAAGCCUAAGACAGAUGAUACUCACCAGAACAAACUUUUCAGCACUUUAAAAACGACUAAAAAUGCUAACUUUUGACUUAGCCAGAUAUUUUCUGAAUUGCAUAUAUAUUCCCAAGCUUUCUCAAACUGUUAGCUGGUAUCUUAUUUGAUAAAAUAAAGACUUUUUUUUUAGAAUGCA